Molecule: messenger RNA, 9895 nt
Organism: Aethalodelphis obliquidens (Pacific white-sided dolphin)
Lineage: Eukaryota; Metazoa; Chordata; Mammalia; Artiodactyla; Delphinidae
Gene: UNC80
Product: unc-80 subunit of NALCN channel complex
Exons: 64
Coding region: 1-9768 (3255 amino acids)
Biological process (GO): monoatomic cation homeostasis
Cellular component (GO): axon; cation channel complex
Molecular function (GO): monoatomic cation channel activity
Source: RefSeq, a predicted model, not a curated record
AUGGUGAAGAGGAAGAGCUCCGAGGGCCAAGAGCAAGACAGCGGCCGCGGCAUCCCCUUGCCCAUCCAGACCUUCCUGUGGCGGCAAACCAGUGCAUUUUUGAGGCCUAAACUGGGGAAGCAAUAUGAAGCCUCUUGUGUGUCCUUUGAACGAGUGUUGGUAGAAAACAAGCUGCAUGGCCUCUCUCCAGCCCUCUCUGAAGCCAUCCAGAGCAUUUCCAGAUGGGAACUGGUACAAGCUGCUUUGCCUCAUGUCCUGCACUGCACUGCAACCCUGCUGUCAAACAGAAACAAGCUAGGCCACCAGGAUAAACUGGGUGUCGCUGAGACAAAGCUCCUUCAUACCCUGCACUGGAUGCUCCUGGAGGCCCCCCAGGACUGCAACAGCGAGCGUUUUGGGGGCACAGACCGAGGCUCCAGCUGGGGUGGCAGCAGCAGUGCUUUCAUCCACCAGGUUGAAAACCAGGGCUCUCCAGGGCAGCCUUGCCAAAACAACUCCAAUGAUGAAGAAGAAAACAACCGAUGGAAGAUCUUCCAGAACUCCAUGGCUACUGUGGAGCUCUUUGUGUUUCUCUUUGCUCCUCUGGUACACAGAAUCAAGGAAUCUGACCUCACGUUCCGACUGGCGAGUGGGCUUGUUAUAUGGCAGCCCAUGUGGGAGCACAGACAGCCCGAAGUCUCUGGCUUCACAGCACUGGUGAAGCCCAUCAGGAACAUCAUUACAGCUAAGAGAAGCUCUCCCAUCAACAGUCAAAGUCAGACCUGUGAAUCACCAAAUCAAGACCCAAGACACCGAGAGGGACUCCAGGUGGUCUCUGAAACGUUCCAGUCAGAUUCCAUCUCACCCAAGGCCACCAUUUCAGGCUGCCACCGAGGAAACUCCCUUGAUGGAAGUCUGUCCUCCCAGACUUCCCAGGAAAGAGGACCAUCACAUUCCAGGGUCUCUCUCGUGAUUCCUCCAUGCCAAAGGUCCCGCUAUGCCACCUACUUUGACGUUGCUGUUCUUCGCUGCCUACUCCAGCCCCAUUGGUCUGAGGAGGGCACUCAGUGGUCUCUGAUGUACUAUCUACAAAGGCUGAGACACAUGUUGGAAGAGAAGCCACAAAAGCCCACAGAGCCGGAUAUUCCUCUCCUGCCCAGACCCAGAAGCAGCUCCAUGGUGGCGGCAGCUCCCUCACUAGUGAACACACACAAAACCCAAGAUCUCACCAUGAAGUGUAAUGAAGAGGAAAAAUCUCUCAGCUCUGAGGCUUUUUCCAGAGUUUCAUUGACCAACCUACGUAGGUCUGCAGUCCCGGAUCUUUCUUCAGACCUUGGCAUGAACAUUUUUAAGAAGUUCAAGAGCCGCAAAGAAGACAGAGAGAGAAAAGGUUCCAUCCCAUUCCACCACGCGGGGAAGAGGCGGCCUCGGAGAAUGGGAGUGCCAUUCCUGCUGCACGAGGACCACCUGGAUGUGUCCCCCACCUGCAGCGCAUUCUCCUUCGGAAGUUUCUCCGGGCUUGGAGAAGACAGGCGAGGCAUGGAAAAAGGAGGCUGGCAAACCACCAUUUUAGGGAAAUUUACCCGGCGGGGCAGCUCGGACGCGGCCACUGAGAUGGAGAGCCUGAGCGGCAGGCACUCCCACUCUCAUCACACACUGGUGAGCGACCUGCCGGACCACUCCAACAGCCAUGGGGAAAACACUGUCAAGGAAGUGCGAUCCCAGAUCUCCACUAUCACAGUUGCAACCUUCAAUACCACAUUGGCAUCAUUUAACGUAGGCUAUGCAGACUUUUUCAGUGAGCAUAUGAGGAAGCUCUGCAACCAGGUGCCUAUACCUGAGAUGCCACAUGAACCCCUGGCAUGUGCAAACCUGCCUCGAAGCCUCACAGACUCCUGCAUAAACUACAGCUACUUGGAAGACACAGAACAUAUUGAUGGGACCAAUAACUUUGUCCACAAGAAUGGCAUGCUUGAUCUUUCUGUGGUUCUGAAGGCUGUUUAUCUUGUCCUUAACCAUGACAUCAGUUCUCGCAUCUGCGAUGUGGCACUGAACAUCGUGGAAUGCUUGCUUCAACUUGGUGUGGUGCCCUGUGUAGAAAAGAACAGAAAGAAGAGUGAAAACAAGGAGAAUGUGACUGUGGAAAAAAGACCAAGUGAGGGAACGUUCCAGUUCAAAGGAGUAUCUGGAAGUUCCACCUCUGGAUUUGGGGGCCCUUCAGUUAGUGGAGCUGGAGAUGGAGGAGGAGAAGAAGGAAGAGGUGGUAAUGGAGGAGGUGGAGGAGGUGACGGAGGUGGAGGUGGAGGAGGCCCCCAUGAGAAGAAUGAUAAGAACCAAGAGAAGGAUGAAAGUACGCCUGUCAGCAACCAUAGGCUUGCUCUAACCAUGCUCAUCAAAAUAGUGAAGUCUCUGGGAUGUGCCUAUGGUUGCGGAGAAGGACACCGAGGGCUCUCUGGGGAUCGUCUGAGACACCAGGUAUUCCGGGAGAAUGCCCAGAACUGCCUCACUAAGUUAUACAAGCUAGAUAAGAUGCAGUUCCGACAAACCAUGAGGGACUAUGUGAACAAAGACUCUCUCAAUAACGUAGUGGACUUCUUGCAUGCUCUGCUAGGAUUCUGUAUGGAGCCGGUCACCGACAACAAGGCUGGGUUUGGAAAUAACUUCACCACGGUGGACAACAAAUCCACAGCCCAAAAUGUGGAAGGCAUCAUCGUCAGCGCCAUGUUUAAAUCCCUCAUCACACGCUGUGCUUCAACUACGCAUGAAUUGCACAGCCCUGAGAAUCUGGGGCUGUAUUGUGACAUCCGUCAGCUGGUCCAGUUUAUCAAAGAGGCCCAUGGGAAUGUCUUCAGGAGAGUGGCCCUCAGUGCUUUGCUUGAUAGUGCUGAGAAGUUGGCACCAGGGAAAAAGGUGGAGGAAAAUGAACCAGAAUCUAAGCCUGGAGGUGGUAAAAGGUCAGAGGCAGGAAGCAUUGUGGAUAAAGGCCAGGUGACCUCUGCACCUGAGGAAUGUCGCAGCUUCAUGUCCGGUCGCCCCUCACAGACUCCAGAGCACGAUGAACAAAUGCAAGGGGGCAACAUGGGGCGGAAAGAUUUCUGGCGCAAGAUGUUCAAAUCCCAGAGUGCGGCGAGUGACACCAGCAGCCAGUCUGAGCAGGACACUUCAGAAUGCACCACUGCUCACUCGGGGACCACCUCUGACCGGCGCACCCGCUCUCGGUCACGUAGAAUUUCUCUCCGAAAGAAGCUUAAACUCCCCAUAGGUAAAAGAAACUGGCUGAAACGAUCCUCCCUCUCAGGCCUGGCAGAUGGUGUGGAGGACCUCCUGGACAUCAGCUCUGUGGACCGCCUCUCUUUCAUCAGGCAAAGCUCCAAGGUCAAAUUCACCAGUGCUGUAAAGCUUUCUGAAGGUGGACCAGGGAGUGGAAUGGAAAACGGAAGAGAUGAAGAGGAGAAUUUCUUCAAGCGUCUUGGUUGCCACAGUUUUGAUGACCAUCUGUCUUCCAACCAAGAUGGCGGAAAAAGCAAAAACGUGGUGAAUCUUGGAGCAAUCCGACAAGGCAUGAAGCGCUUUCAGUUUCUGUUAAACUGCUGUGAGCCAGGGACAAUUCCUGAUGCAUCGAUCUUGGCAGCCGCCUUGGAUCUUGAAGCGCCUGUAGUAGCCAGAGCAGCGCUGUUCCUGGAAUGUGCCCGUUUUGUUUACCGCUGCAACCGUGGCAACUGGCCAGAGUGGAUGAAAGGGCAUCAUGUGAAUAUCACCAAGAAAGGCCUUUCCAGGGGACGGUCUCCCAUUGUGGGCAACAAGCGGAACCAGAAGCUGCAGUGGAACGCUGCCAAGCUCUUCUACCAAUGGGGAGACGCAAUUGGCGUCCGGUUGAAUGAGCUGUGCCAUGGGGAAAGUGAGAGCCCAGCCAACCUGCUGGGUCUCAUUUAUGAUGAGGAGACCAAGAGGAGACUGAGAAAGGAGGAUGAUGAGGAAGACUUUUUAGAUGACAGUACUGUGAACCCCUCUAAAUGUGGCUGCCCCUUUGCCUUGAAGAUGGCAGCAUGCCAGCUUCUCCUGGAGAUUACCACCUUCCUGCGAGAGACCUUUUCUUGCCUGCCCAGACCACGCACUGAGCCUCUGAUGGACUUGGAGAGCUGCCGACUUCGUUUGGAUCCUGAGUUGGACCGGCACAGAUAUGAGAGGAAGAUCAGCUUUGCUGGUGUCCUGGAUGAAAAUGAAGACUCAAAAGAUUCCCUUCACAGUAGUAGCCACACCCUCAAAUCAGAUGCAGGUGUUGAGGAGAAGAAAGAAGGGAGUCCUUGGAGUGCAAGUGAGCCCAGCAUUGAGCCAGAGGGAAUGAGUACAGCCAGCACGGAGGAAAAUUACCACAGGAACAUGUCAUGGCUUCAUGUCAUGAUCUUGCUGUGCAAUCAGCAAAGCUUCAUCUGCACCCACGUUGACUACUGCCACCCUCACUGCUACCUGCACCACAGCCGCUCCUGUGCCCGGCUCGUCAGGGCCAUUAAGCUGCUCUACGGAGACUCCGUGGACUCCCUCCGAGAGAGCAGCAGCGUCAGCAAUGUGGCUCUCCGGGGCAAGAAGCAGAAAGAGUGCUCAGAUAAAUCAUGCCUGAGGACACCUUCGCUGAAAAAGAGAGUUUCAGAUGCCAACCUAGAGGGGAAAAAGGACUCUGGAAUGCUGAAAUACAUCAGACUACAGGUGAUGAGCCUGUCGCCUGCUCCCUUAUCUCUGCUAAUCAAGGCAGCACCAAUUCUGACGGAGGAGAUGUAUGGAGACAUCCAGCCAGCUGCCUGGGAGCUCCUGCUCAGCAUGGAUGAGCACAUGGCAGGGGCAGCAGCGGCCAUGUUCCUGUUGUGUGCGGUGAAAGUCCCCGAGGCCGUGUCUGAUAUGCUGACAUCAGAGUUCCACCACCCGGAGACCGUGCAGCGGCUGAACGCUGUCCUUAAGUUCCACACGCUUUGGAGGUUUCGCUAUCAGGUCUGGCCCCGGAUGGAGGAGGGAGCACAGCAGAUUUUUAAGAUCCCGCCUCCCAGUAUAAACUUCACCCUGCCCUCCCCAGUGCUUGGAAUGCCAUCUGUCCCGAUGUUUGACCCCCCCUGGGUCCCUCAGUGCAGCGGGAGUGUCCAGGACCCCAUUAAUGAAGACCAGUCUAAAUCCUUUUCAGCCCGGGCUGUGUCCCGCUCCCAUCAAAGGGCAGAACACAUCUUAAAGAACUUGCAACAGGAGGAAGAGAAGAAACGUCUUGGUCGAGAAGCCAGCCUCAUCACCGCCAUCCCCAUCACCCAGGAGGCUUGCUACGAGCCCACCUGCACACCCAACUCAGAGCCAGAAGAAGAAGUAGAAGAAGUCACCAAUCUGGCAGCCCGUCGACUGUCUGUGAGUCCAUCCUGUACCUCCAGCACUUCCCACAGGAAUUAUUCCUUCCGCCGAGGGUCAGUCUGGUCAGUGCGUUCAGCUGUCAGUGCUGAAGAUGAGGAGCACACCACUGAACACCUGCCCAGCCCCCACGUGCCUCAGCCCCCGCAGGCUGUGUUCCCGGCAUGCAUCUGUGCAGCAGUGCUCCCCAUUGUCCACCUGAUGGAGGAUGGUGAGGUGCGAGAAGAUGGAGUAGCAGUGAGUGCUGUGGCCCAGCAAGUCUUAUGGAAUUGUCUAAUUGAAGAUCCAUCAACAGUUCUUCGACAUUUCCUGGAAAAACUGACCAUCAGCAACAGACAAGAUGAGUUAAUGUACAUGCUGCGCAAACUUCUCCUGAAUAUCGGAGACUUUCCUGCUCAGACCUCUCACAUCCUAUUCAACUACUUGGUAGGAUUAAUCAUGUACUUUGUGCGGACCCCCUGCGAGUGGGGGAUGGAUGCCAUUUCAGCCACUCUGACUUUCCUGUGGGAGGUGGUCGGUUACGUAGAAGGCCUGUUCUUCAAGGAUCUGAAGCAGACCAUGAAGAAGGAGCAAUGUGAGGUCAAGCUCCUGGUGACCGCUUCAAUGCCAGGUACCAAGACCUUGGUAGUUCAUGGACAGAAUGAGUGUGAUAUCCCAACCCAGUUACCAGUCCAUGAAGAUACUCAGUUUGAAGCCCUGUUAAAGGAGUGUCUGGAGUUUUUUAAUAUCCCCGAAUCCCAGUCUACACAUUACUUUCUCAUGGAUAAACGAUGGAACCUUAUCCACUACAAUAAGACCUAUGUUCGGGAUAUUUACCCUUUUAGGAGAUCCGUGUCUCCACAGCUGAACCUUGUACAUAUGCAUCCAGAGAAAGGACAGGAGCUCAUUCAGAAACAGGUAUUCACUCGGAAGCUGGAGGAAGUGGGGAGGGUUUUGUUUCUCAUCUCCCUCACCCAGAAGAUCCCCACAGCCCACAAGCAGUCCCACGUCUCCAUGCUCCAGGAAGACCUCCUCCGACUGCCCUCAUUCCCUCGAAGUGCUAUUGAUGCGGAGUUUUCACUCUUCAGUGAUCCUCAAGCUGGGAAGGAGCUGUUUGGCCUCGACACUCUUCAGAAAAGCUUGUGGAUCCAGCUCCUGGAGGAGAUGUUCCUGGGCAUGCCGAGCGAGUUUCCCUGGGGAGAUGAAAUCAUGCUUUUCCUCAACGUUUUUAACGGGGCUCUGAUCCUGCACCCAGAGGACAGUGCCCUGCUCAGGCAGUACGCGGCCACCGUCAUCAACAGCGCUGUGCACUUCAAUCACCUCUUCUCCCUCAGCGGCUACCAGUGGAUUCUGCCCACCAUGCUGCAGGUGUACUCUGACUAUGAAAGCAAUCCCCAGUUGCGUCAAGCCAUUGAAUUCGCCUGCCAUCAGUUCUACAUUCUACACCGGAAGCCCUUUGUGCUCCAGCUGUUUGCAAGUGUGGCCCCUCUCCUGGAGUUUCCUGAUGCUGCCAAUACUGGGUCCAGCAAAGGCGUGUCAGCUCAGUGCCUGUUUGACUUGCUGCAGUCGCUGGAGGGGGAGACCAUGGACAUCCUAGACAUCUUAGAGCUGGUCAAAGCUGAGAAGCCUCUUAAGUCAUUAGAUUUCUGCUAUGGAAACGAAGACCUGACUUUCUCUAUAAGUGAAGCCAUUAAGCUCUGUGUUACUGUGGUGGCAUAUGCUCCUGAGUCAUUCAGAAGUCUUCAGAUGCUGAUGGUCUUGGAAGCUUUGGUGCCAUGUUACCUACAAAAGCUAAAGAGGCAAACGUCACAAGUGGAGACAGGGCCCGCUGCCCGAGAGGAGAUCGCCGCCAUGGCUGCUCUUGCGACAUCCCUGCAGGCCCUUUUAUACAGCGUAGAGGUCCUCACCAGGCCCAUGACGGCCCCCCAGAUGAGCAGGUGUGACCAGGGUCAUAAAGGGGCCACCACAGCCAACCACACCAUGUCGUCUGGGGUGACUACCAGGUACCAGGAACAAGGCGCCAAACUGCACUUUAUCAGAGAAAACCUGCACUUACUGGAGGAAGGGCAGGGCCUUCCCAGAGAGGAACUAGAUGAACGGCUUGCUCGGGAGGAGUUCAGAAGACCCCGGGAGUCGCUGCUGAACAUCUGCACCGAGUUCUACAAGCACUGCGGGCCCAGGCUGAAGAUCUUGCAAAACCUGGCCGGGGAACCGCGGGUCACUGCCCUGGAGUUGUUGGACGUGAAGUCCCACAUGAGGUUGGCAGAAAUUGCACACUCCCUUCUGAAGUUGGCACCAUACGACACCCAGACAAUGGAGAGCCGUGGGCUUCGACGCUACAUCAUGGAGAUGCUCCCUAUCACCGACUGGACCGCCGAGGCAGUGAGGCCGGCCCUUAUCCUCAUUUUAAAGAGACUGGAUAGGAUGUUCAACAAAAUUCAUAAGAUGCCUACUUUGAGGCGACAGGUUGAGUGGGAGCCUGCCAGCAAUUUGAUUGAAGGGGUUUGUUUGACACUUCAGAGGCAGCCAAUCAUAUCCUUCCUGCCUCACCUUAGGUCACUGAUCAAUGUCUGUGUCAAUCUGGUGAUGGGAGUGGUAGGACCCUCCAGUGUUGCUGAUGGAUUACCCCUUCUUCAUCUCAGCCCUUAUCUCUCACCACCUCUGCCCUUCAGCACAGCUGUUGUCCGGCUUGUAGCAUUGCAGAUACAGGCUUUAAAAGAAGAUUUUCCUUUAAGUCAUGUGAUCUCCCCAUUCACCAAUCAAGAGCGAAGGGAGGGGAUGCUUUUAAAUCUGCUCAUCCCAUUUGUGCUCACAGUAGGAUCUGGAAGCAAAGAUAGCCCAUGGCUGGAGCAGCCUGAGGUGCAGCUGCUACUGCAGACAGUCAUUAAUGUGCUCCUGCCUCCACGGAUCAUCAGCACGUCCAGAAGCAAGAGCUUCAUGUUGGAGAGCUCCCCCGCUCACUGCUCCACCCCCGGGGAUGCAGGCAAAGACCUGCGCAGGGAAGGGCUGGCAGAGUCCACCAGCCAAGCAGCAUACUUGGCGCUGAAGGUGAUUCUCGUCUGCUUUGAGAGGCAGCUCGGCAGCCAGUGGUACUGGCUGAGCCUCCAGGUGAAGGAGAUGGCCCUGAGGAAGGUCGGCGGCCUGGCCCUGUGGGACUUCCUCGACUUCAUCGUGCGGACCCGCAUCCCCAUCUUCGUGCUCUUGCGCCCUUUCAUCCAGUGCAAGCUUCUGGCCCAACCAGCAGAGAACCACGAAGAGCUUUCUGCCCGACAACAUAUCGCUGACCAGCUGGAACGGCGUUUCAUUCCACGCCCUCUGUGUAAGAGCUCCCUCAUUGCUGAGUUCAACAGUGAACUAAAAAUUCUAAAAGAGGCAGUUCACAGUGGAUCAGCCUACCAAGGGAAGACAUCCAUCAGCACCGUGGGUACCUCCACCUCUGCUUACCGCCUGAGCCUGGCCACCAUGUCACGCUCCAACACAGGCACCGGCACAGUCUGGGAGCAGGACAGUGAGCCGUCCCAGCAGGCUUCACAGGACACCCUGAGUCGAACUGAUGAGGAAGAUGAGGAAAAUGACUCUGUCAGCAUGCCCAGUGUGGUAAGUGAACAAGAAGCUUACCUCCUGAGUGCCAUUGGAAGGAGGCGGUUCUCCAGCCAUGUCUCCAGCAUGUCUGCACCUCAGGCUGAGGUGGGCAUGUUACCCAGCCAAAGUGAACCUAAUGUCCUCGAUGACUCCCAGGGCCUGGCCGCCGAGGGCAGCCUCUCUAGGGUGGCAAGUGUGCAGAGUGAACCUGGCCAGCAGAACCUCCACACUCAGCAGCCGCUGGGGAGGAAGAGGGGUCUGAGGCAGCUAAGACGUCCUCUACUAUCACGUCAGAAGACUCAGACUGAACCCAGAAACCGCCACGGGGCUCGGCUGUCAACCACCCGCAGGAGCAUUCAGCCUAAAACGAAGCCAUCUGCGGAUCAGAAACGAUCUGUGACCUUCAUUGAGGCUCAGGCAGAGCCAGCCGGUGCCCCAACAGACAUGCUUCCUGCCACAGGCCAGCCACAGGGCUGCGGCCCAGCCCCAUCCAGGAAACCAGACGGAAUGGACAAACCAGUGCUCACGUCUUCCCCCGCCAUUGUUGUUGCUGACCUUCACAGCCUGUCUCCCAAGCAGGGUGAAAGCCUCCCAGCUGAAGAAGGAGAAAAGGAGGAGGACACAGAAAUACAAGGUGCUACAGCACAUAGCCCCCUCUCUACUCAACUCUCAGACCCUGAUGACUUCACAGGCCUUGAGACAUCCAUCCUCCUACAGCAUGGAGACACUGUCCUUCACAUCAGUGAGGAAAAUGGCAUGGAGAACCCCCUCCUGUCCAGUCAGUUCCCUUUUACUCCCACUGAGCUAGGGGAGACUGAGGUAGACCUAGAUGAGUCUCAUGUUUAAUUCUGUACCUUUUAAGAGUUGUAGGUGUAGACAAGAUGUGGAAGGGAUCACUUUGCUAAAAGUUGAAAACGUGCUUGGAAAAGAUGAAAACAUAGCACUUUACACUCAAUGGGUAGCACAAAUCCCA